Molecule: messenger RNA, 902 nt
Organism: Miniopterus natalensis
Lineage: Eukaryota; Metazoa; Chordata; Mammalia; Chiroptera; Miniopteridae
Gene: PCBD1
Product: pterin-4 alpha-carbinolamine dehydratase 1
Biological process (GO): tetrahydrobiopterin biosynthetic process
Molecular function (GO): 4-alpha-hydroxytetrahydrobiopterin dehydratase activity
Source: RefSeq, a predicted model, not a curated record
UAGCUGCCCUUUGGCUGUCACCUGUGUCCAGAGCAGCCAGUGGAGGCUGGCUCAGUUCCCCCAAAGGUCUGGGCCCUCUUUGUCCUAUACAAAGAAAUGCCCCUGGGCCUCUGUUUUUUUCCUCUCCUAGGCUGGCAAAGCACACAGGCUAAGUGCUGAGGAGAGGGACCAGCUGCUGCCAAACCUGAGGGCUGUGGGGUGGAGCGAGCUAGAAGGCCGAGAUGCCAUCUGCAAGCAGUUCCAUUUCAAAGACUUCAACAGGGCUUUUGGCUUUAUGACAAGAGUGGCCCUGCAGGCUGAGAAACUGGACCACCAUCCUGAAUGGUUUAACGUGUACAACAAGGUCCACAUCACCCUGAGCACCCAUGAGUGUGCAGGCCUGUCAGAACGGGACAUAAAUCUGGCCAGCUUCAUCGAACAAGUAGCAGUGUCCAUGACCUAGACCCUGCCUUUCCUCUGAAUUCUUCAGGGAAAGGGUGACUGAACUGGAAUCUGGAGAGAACAGGGGAGCCCCCAAAUGUUGCUGCAGUCAAAACUGCCAAGUCUUCCCUGCUGCCUCCAUUUAGGGGUGAGUCCUGGCUAGAAAGAGAUGACAGCAUCACUGCCAACACCAGGAAUUUGGACCGUUUUCCCCCACCAUGCCCUUCAACACUGGGGCCCUAUUAAAUGUGCACUAAUUUGAGUAAGAUCUUCCCAUUCUUUACAGCUUCCCAGCAACAGUAUUGACUUUCUUUCUAGGCGCCCUUUCUAAUUCAUUUCCCAAGAAGCUGUGAUAGAAGCUGUGUCUAAGACAGACAGAAUCUUAUCUUAGAAACCAGAACCCUAAUGCCAACCCUCUCCUAUGUGAUAGAAACCUCCUAUGUGUGCUUUUAUGCCUCAAAUAAAACUGUUGUUUCACUUGG